Molecule: messenger RNA, 1550 nt
Organism: Erythranthe guttata (spotted monkey flower)
Lineage: Eukaryota; Viridiplantae; Streptophyta; Magnoliopsida; Lamiales; Phrymaceae
Source: RefSeq, a predicted model, not a curated record
UUUUUUUUUUUUUUUAAAUCAAUUUUUUUACGUUUUUUUCAGGACGAUACGUCUACAUUUGAAGUUGAUCAUACCGAUUAUUUUACCACUACUCAGUUGUUUGACUCGAAGGAUGAGGUAGUGGUUUGGGUGAGGUUCGUUGCAAGAGGUCUUUUUGUGAAAAUAGUAAAAAGAAGCAGUCCUAAAAAAAAGAUUUUUUUGACUUGUGACCUAUUCGGGGAAAAACGAGAAUGUCCAUCAACUAAUCCAGACGCGCGCCCGAGAAGGACCGGUAGCAAAAAGAUAGGCUGUGGUUUUUAUAUUGUCGGAGAGCUACGAUGGGAUGAUAGAUGGGAGGUCAGAGUAAUAUACGGGAAGCAUAAUCAUGUUCCGAUAUACAAGUCCGGGCAUGGGAUGAGUGCAUUGUCUCAGGAGGAGGCGGAGAUCAUUAGUGAUCUGUCACAAAGUCAUGUGCCGCCCAAGAAGAUUUUGGCUAACUUGAGACAAAAUGGUUUGGGUCUCGAUGCUUAUUCGAAACAAAUAUACAAUCAGAAGGCGAAAUUGAAAAGACUAUCUAGGGGUGACCGUACAGUGAUGCAACAUUUGAUUGGGUUGCUUGAGGAGCAUAACUAUUACAAGUGGUUCCGUACUGAUGAAACAACACAUGCAGUUACUGAUUUGAUGUGGGCUCACCCUCAAUCUGUCGAAUUGUUAAGUAAGUUUCCGUACGUAUUACUACUUGACAGUACUUACAAAACCAAUCAGUACAAAUUGCCUUUGUUGGAGAUUGUUGGUGUUACUCCUGUCGGGAAAAAAUUUACUGUUGCAGUCGCAUUUUUGCGCCAUGAAAAUGAAGACCAUUACACAUGGGUGUUGCAAAAGCUGAAGAGACUUUUCCCCCCUCAGACUCUACCUAGUGCCAUCGUGACGGAUCGAGAGUUAGGGCUCAUAAAGGCGCUAGAGAAUGUAUUUCCGACCGUACCUCAUCUCUUAUGUCUUUGGCACAUUAACAUGAAUGUGGGGCGUCGUACUUCAAGAUGUCUCGGCAAUAGUAGGCGUCGCGGCACGGCUUUUGUACUUGGUAUGUGGCAAACUUUGGUAAAAUCAGUGUCUGAAGAAGAUUUCGCCAGGAAUUACACAGCUUUGAUUGACGAGUACACGAAUUAUCCAGAUUUGAUUGAGUAUCUCCAAUACACUUGGCUCGUAUACAAAGAGAAAUUUGUAAAAGCAUGGACGGAUCUAAUUUUCCAUUUGGGUAAUACAUCGACAAGCAGGGUGGAGAGCAACCAUAGAGCAUUGAAGAGAUGGUUGGAAUCGUCCACGGGUGGCUUCGACACAUUUUGGGCACAGUAUCACUCAAUGAUGAAAGAUCAAUUUAACGAGAUACUAGCCGAUUUUGCAAAAUCAAAGAGGAUUCGGCCCAGACGAUCAACGUGCCCGUAUUUAAAAUAUUGUCCAGUGGAAUUGUAACACAUAAUGCUCUGCAGAUGUUGGACGAUGAGAAGGAUGAAGACAUAGACGGUUGCGUCUGUUAUAUGAGGAAAUGUCUUGGACUCCCAUGCAGACAUGAA